This is a messenger RNA of Cercopithifilaria johnstoni, 970 nucleotides long. The record is from the annotation of a GenBank genome assembly. NCBI's taxonomy places the organism in Eukaryota, Metazoa, Nematoda, Chromadorea, Rhabditida, Onchocercidae.
GUUGCAAGACUUGAAACGAGAUAUUCAAGCAAGAUUAUUGAAUGUGGAAACAUAUGGUGGUGAAACGUUUCUAUCCGAAGAAGUAGCUAUUAACAUACUUCAAGAAACGAAGAAUGCUUUUCAACGCUGCCAGCUGUUAUGUGAUAAAGAUGAAACGCCGAAAAUGACAGAAAUGAUAUUUGAUAUACUUCUGCGAUUUUUAUAUACUGAACAUUUGGAUUAUGCAAUUGAUCUUUCACUUGCGGGAAUAUCAUUAGCUGAACCAAAAACUGAACCUCCUAAUUAUUUUUUUUCUGUUGUUCAACAAGCGGUAGCUAUUACUCAUCUUUUCCAUAAGCAGUAUGAUGAUUCUAUCUUUCCAUUUGUUAGCGGUACACCUGUUGAGGAUGUUUGUACACAAAAACGUGCUGAUUGUCUACGUAAUGUUGAAAAUCGGAUAAAUCUUGGACUUGAACGACAAAUUAAUGCAGUAGUCGGUUAUAUACGUUUCUUGUUGACCAAUGAGCAAAAGAAGGCAGAUUUUCGCCCGGAAGAUGAAGACCAAAUGGUGACAGCUAUGUCUAAUGCUUGUGCCCUCGUUGUCAAAUACUUGAAUUCAGAAGUGCAGGUAAUACGUGACAGCCUUGACGGAGGUAAUUUGACCACUCUGAUGCUAGAAUUUGGUCGUCGUUUCUACAAAGUUUUGUUGACGCAUAUAUAUCAGUUCACGUAUAAUUCACACGGAGCUAUGCUUUUGCUAUGUGAUAUCAAUGAAUAUAGAAAAUGUAUGCUUAGUUGGAAAAUUCCGGAAAUUGGUACAAAAUUUGAAGCUUUACAUGCACUUGCAAACUUGUUAGUUGUUGUUCCCGAAAAUUUAAACGAAGCCUGUUCAUCACAAUUAUUGAUUGACACUGAUCGAAGAAUGGUUAAUAGUUUCAUACAACUUCGAAUGGAUUAUCGAACGGCUAAAUUGCAUUUAAAUUUUGUGUGA